Messenger RNA from Strongylocentrotus purpuratus (purple sea urchin), 2311 nucleotides. Its product is annotated as histamine N-methyltransferase. The coding region runs from base 271 to 1164 and encodes 297 amino acids. The transcript is spliced from 3 exons. The record is from RefSeq and is a predicted model, not a curated record. Lineage: Eukaryota; Metazoa; Echinodermata; Echinoidea; Camarodonta; Strongylocentrotidae.
AUUGUUAGGUUAUUUAGGUCCGUAGUCAAUGGCAAGGUUUUACCGGGUUGUAUAAGCACUUCAAGGCUGUCCACUUCAACAAGUCAUGUAGGCUAUACCUAAAGGAAAUUACAUCAGAUUCUGAUGCCCGAUACACAGAGCGGUUCUAGAAACCAUAAUCACUUCUGAAGUUUUCUCUCAUUGAAUUGCCCUUAUCAUAAGUGUAUAACUAUUCAACUUACAUCAAAGCGACUUCAUUUUUGUUCUCGUUUUUGACACCGUUACUCGAGGAUGAAUAACAAUCUCCCUGCUGGUAUGACGAGUAUAAUGGAAGACCUCGAUCGUUACAAAGACACUUUCAUGACAGGUUUCUGGCCCAAUUCAGGCGACGUCGCUGUCAUUCGUUCAUGGCUCAGAGACGAUCUCGACGACUCGGUCAUCGACGAGAUCGCCCAAAAGUUUUCAUCAAGUCUGGAGGUCAAUGUCAUGGGCGUCGGCACUGGAGAUGGAUCAAUGGAUAGUAUAAUCAUCGGUAAAUUUCGGCAGAAGUUCGGGAAACUUCGGUACACGGUGAUUGAGCCUGGUAGCGUCAUUGAGCAAUUCAAGAACAAAGUGCACUCAAACGACGAACUGAACGACAUCGAGUUUGACUGGAAGGACACGACAUUUUCCGAAGUUUGCCGAGAUGCUACAAGUUUAAAGAACAAAUUCGUCUUCAUCAGUGCUAUCCACUCAGCGUAUUAUUUUGAAGAUUUCUCGGAUUCUAUGUCACAUCUCCUCGACUUUCUGGUAGACGGGGGAGCUUUGAUGAUCAUAGCAAACUCAGAUGACAACACACUAGUCAAGUUCCUUGACAAUUUGUCAUGGAAAGAGGAGAACACUCAAUCUCGACUCACAGAAAAGACUGCUCAAUUCGCCGAAGCGAAAGCUCGGCCUCUCGUAACCUUUGACCUUCCAGCCCAAAUCAACGUCACUUCCUGCUUCGACGAAACGUCAGAAGAAGGCGGCAAACUUCUUGAUUUUCUGACAGAGGUCGCGUACUUUCGGGAGACGGCGUCGAGCGACAUCAAGAAAGAAACGAUGUCCUUAAUGAAAUCUUUGUCAACUGAAGGCGAUGAUGGGAAACUCUACUUCGGAACAAAUUGCAAGGCUAUGAUCAUGACUAAAGCGUCGUGCUGCUUAUAAAGAAAGUCAUGACAUUUAUUCUGAAUUGAUUAGAUAUCUGGAUAUUAUUGCCUCUCUUAAAUGGGCAUCGAUACGAUAAUGAAGAGUAUAGGUGGAGGUAACUAUUUCAAAUUUUUGCGGUGGGGCCUAGAAUGUAGAUUUCUGGGAAGUACUAUAAAAUAUAGGGCACUCGUGAAGAGCAGUAGUAGUACUUUACGUGGCUGCACUCUUGGUAAAUGAGACCCAAUUGUUAUUUAUUUAUAACAUAUUAAUAGGGAGCGGGGGAUACGUGUUAAUCAUUAACAGCAAGUAUAGUGAUUUAUAGUUGGGCAUGCAUUUUGUUUCAUAUUCUUUCAUUAUCUGAAGCAAAUGGAGCAAUGAUGUCAAAAUGUCUUAUAGCGAAUUAUGAUGAUCUAUUUCAUCUAUUUCAAGUUAUGUUGCUUCUUUUUCUUGCCAAAUUAUGAGAAUGGCUAAUCAGCCUAAUAAGAUAUUAAAUGUAAGUGACCAUCAUUUUCAUGCAUGAUAGAUGUACGGUCAUCAUUAGGGUUAAUUAUGGACAGCUUUAUUUUCAUUAUGUUGAAAUGUAAUAUAAUUUCGAUAUAAUAUUAGGAUAUGUAGCAGAAUACCAAUACUGUGUUAAGGCAGAUGAAUUUGAUGGAGCGGCCCGAUUCAUUCUGAGAUUAGAUAAAUCGUAAGUCCCUACGGCACAGCUCCAUUCAAGAGCCAUAUCCGCCUGUCCCACUGCAGACAAUACGGAUUAAUAAAUGGUCUCUUUCCCUUAAAAGAUUGUAAACGUUCCUAUAGUAGAGUCGUUAGCGUAAGCGGUCAAAUUCAAUCGAAAGUAAAAGAUGACGUUUCCACUCUGACGUGCCGCGGUCCUAAUCUCCUAUACAAUAACUAAAUGACCUAAUAUACCUGGCAAAUCAGGAGGAUCUAUUUUGAAUAACAAUAUACCCACCCGGUAUCUUCGGCAAAAGUCAAAGAAGUUCAUCGUAUAAAAUGGACACCUUCCAAUAGUCCUGUUGAUUUCCUUGAUUGACCAAUGGAAAAGUGCGUUCACGGGGCAGAAAGCUGGAUGAAGGCUAUCUAUUAAUGUACAUAGUUAUCGUAUGGAAAUUCUUUAAUGACUUCAAAGUCUUCUAAUAAAUGCCAUUUUGAAUUUCGUUCU